Molecule: messenger RNA, 2795 nt
Organism: Myotis lucifugus (little brown bat)
Lineage: Eukaryota; Metazoa; Chordata; Mammalia; Chiroptera; Vespertilionidae
Product: charged multivesicular body protein 1b-2
Exons: 8
Coding region: 115-714 (199 amino acids)
Biological process (GO): endosome transport via multivesicular body sorting pathway; protein transport; late endosome to vacuole transport
Cellular component (GO): multivesicular body; ESCRT III complex
Source: RefSeq, a predicted model, not a curated record
GAUCUCCAAUCUAAAUGUCAGACCAGCGGCAGACCUGGACGAAAUUCUAAUCGCCCUCACAUCAAACCCGUGCCGCUGUCCGGGCUGUCAUCUCCUAAGAAAGGUCGUGGGGCCAUGUCGAACAUGGAGAAACACCUAUUUAACUUGAAGUUUGCUGCAAAAGAGCUUAAUAGGAAUGCCAAGAAAUGUGAUAAAGAAGAAAAGGCUGAAAAGGCCAAGAUUAAAAAGGCUAUUCAGAAAGGGAAUACAGAAGUUGCAAGAAUACAUGCUGAAAAUGCAAUCCGCCAGAAGAACCAAGCAAUUAAUUUCUUGAGAAUGAGUGCUAGGGUUGAUGCUGUGGCAGCCAGAGUUCAAACUGCAGUAACAAUGGGCAAGGUAACCAAGUCCAUGGCAGGUGUAGUUAAAUCUAUGGAUGCUACAUUGAGGAGUAUGAACCUUGAAAAGAUUUCUGCCCUGAUGGACAAAUUUGAACACCAAUUUGAAACACUGGAUGUUCAAACACAACAAAUGGAAGACACAAUGAGUAGUACUACAACCCUAACAACACCACAAAGCCAAGUGGAUAUGCUGCUUCAAGAAAUGGCAGAUGAAGCUGGCCUUGAUCUCAAUAUGGAACUACCACAGGGUCAGACAGGAUCUGUUGGCACCAGUGUUGCUUCCAUGGAACAGGAUGAACUAUCACAGAGACUUGCUCGUCUACGUGAUCAAGUGUAAUUUAAAGAACUGGUGCUUUUGUUUACUUCACCUGCUUCUGAAAAAUUUCAUGUGUAUAUAUAGAUAAGUUGCACUCCAGUUAUACUAAGAACACCAUAUGUUACAGAAUGCUUAAAUGCUAUUUAUUUAUAAUGCUUUCUUUUGCCAUGUUGUACUUUCUAAUACUUUAAGAAAUUCCAGAGAGUUUCCACCUUGACAUAUUUUAUAGUUUUGUAUAUUAUAUUGUAAUAUGUAAGGGACAUUUUUUUAGAUGACUUUGACCAAGCUAGCAUUAAUUUGUUGUAUAUGAAACAUCCUUUUUAAAAAUUGCAUCAAAAAUCUGGUAACAAAGUACUACAGAAGAAAGUAUAGAAUAAAGAUUUUGGUUUCUUUUAAUUCAAAGUUGUUUUAAAUCUCUGCAUUCACAUGUGAUGCAUAAUUAAAAAGCAGGGAAACCAAGUUUACUUAACAUGCUUACAAGCCAAAAAUACCUUAUUUAGUGUCAUACGAUGGGCAAUGCUAUUUUUUUAAAAAAUCAUUUUUUAUUUUUGGAGAGAGAGGAAUGGAGAGGGAGAGAGAAGAAACAUCAAUGUGAGAGUGGAACAUCCAUUGGUAGCCUCCUGCAUGCGCUCUGACCAGGAAUCGGUUCAGCAACCUUUUGGUGCAUGGAAAGAUGCCCAACCGAGCCACACUGGCCAGGGAGACAAAGCUAUUUUUUUGUUUUAUGUUUUGUGUUUAUUUUUGCUGUUCAAGCACAAAUGCAAUUGACUUUUAUUCUGUCUUAAUCAGCUUUUAAAUUUAGAUUAUUACUGGAUUUUUUAACCAGUAAUUUGAUGACUAUUAUUCUGAAUUCCUGAAAUUUAAAAAAAAUUUCAUGGAUAAUUUUCCAAUAUAACUAGAAAAAAUAUACACCAUUAAAUUAAAGAAAUUAAAGUUUGCUCAGUUUUUAAAUUUUUUUUUUUUGCUAAAUCACUAUUGUUAAGUAUGAAAUUUAACCUUUCAUACUUUCAAAUGAAAUUGAAAUACAUUUUAAAUGAUUCUCCUUAUUUCUACUCUACUCUUGAUAACACUGUAUUUUGAAAGAUUAAUUUACAUGGCCUUAAUAUAAUUUACAUUUUUCAUAUGAUUGUUUAUUGCUUUUUGAGAAUCUUAGCCUAGAUUUUAAAAGCAACAACAAAAAGUAACAGAGAAAACAAAAUGGAAUCAAUUCAAGUUACAACUACCAUAAGCCCUGGUUAAAUGUAUUUGUCCUUUUAAGAAAAGACUCUUUAAUAACUGGAAGAAAUGAAGUAGAACUAAAUGUUGGAAUAAAAUGUUUUGCCUAGCCAUUCGAAUAACUUCCAGAGCAAUGGAAGUUGGGUGUACAAUGUAGGGGGUUGGAACACAGAAAAGUCCUAAGGUCAAAAAAAGACUAAAUUCUGGAAGGCCAGAUCCUUGGGGGAAAGCAUUUGAUGGCCAAUUGUACAACUUUCCAUUUCUCCAGUAAUAGUUCUGUUUUACCCAACUAAAAUGAAUAAAUGCUUGCAAUUUUCUUCUAUAACAGUCUCAAAUGUGGAGAAGUGACAAAGUUAUAUUUUAGCUGGUAUACUACUAAUCUAUGUUAAGUAGGUAAAGUGUUUUUCAUUACUUACUGCAUGAUUGAUUCAUGAAAGAAUUUUCAUAUUUCAUUAAGUUUUGUUGAAGAGCAGAUCCAUUGUUAAGUCAUGAAGGCAUUCAAAGUGCAAUUAUGGAGACAUUUUUGCUAAAUAUUCACAAUUCAUACAUGUUUCCUAUUGUAAAUGAGAGUGUAUAAAUGACAAUUAUUUUCACUGGGUAAUGAAAUUAGAAAUUACUCUUUUGCUAAGUUUCAGUUAAACCUACUUAACUUUCUUGGUACUUGACUAAAUGGUAUGACCUCAGUGUGGUAAUCUUCUAUUUUGUUUGUAAUUGAUGCUUUGUCCUUUUUACUGAAAGUAUAAGUUUGUUCAUAUUGGAACAUCCUGAGGAGGUAUAGAAGAGAUUAUUACAGACUAAAAUAUCUAUGAAAUAGUUAUCUCAUUUUCCAUUGGUGGGAAUUGUAGCUUUUGUUCUUUUAAAUUAAAUAAAAAGUGUUAAUUGUGAAA